GGUUCGCUCUGCUUGCCAAGUACUUACAGCACUCCAGUGAGCUCCAGUAGCGUCCCAGGCGAUGGCCUACAUUACGCAGAAGCAAUUUCUUCAACCAUCGUUCUGGAACGAAGAUCCGAAGCUACCGAGUCGGAAGCGCAGCGAGGGAGUGCUCAAAUCGUACAGCUCCUGCUCCGAUACCCGUGCCUGGUCGCUGGAUCUACAGAAACAGUCACAAUUCAUCACUGAUGUUGCGCAUCGGGUCUUAUCACAAGCAGGCAAGGUGCCACUACAUUCGUUCUCCGGGGCCGAACUAACGAAGGACUAUCUGGUGCGGCUCGAUGCCGACAGUUUGGCCGACUACAUACUGAGUUUGCGGGGCGAAACCAAACGCAAUGCCGGUACGAUAGAGAGCCUGAACGAAACGAAAACGAAUCUCAGCAACCAGAACGAGGUGCUAUCACAGAGGCUGGGCGUGCUGGAGCAGGAAAACAGACAGCUCCACGAUGAGAUCGAGCGGAUUAGCCGCUGCCAGGAGCAGCAGAAGGCGACGAACACGUUCGACGAGGAGGAGCUAAUUGAAAUUAGCAAACAGAUUUUUGAUUUAAGCGAACGCAAUGAGGAUCUCGAGGACGAGAUACGGGAUCUACGGUUUCAGCUGAACGCUCGCCAGCCGGCCGAAUCAUCUCACGGUGACCACGGUGAGCAGCAGGCGGUACUGGAGGCGGAAAACAACUUCCUUAAAUUCAAAUCUCACGAGUACGAAAAGCUAGAGAGUGAGCUGUGCCUGUUUAAGGCCGAGUUCGAUAGCUUAAAGCAGCAAAAGCGCGAACUGACGGCCGAAGUGCAACGGCUUCAGCGUUACCGUGUACGUUCGGUGGAGCUGAAAAAGGAGCUAACGGAGGAGCUCCAGAACCGCGAGCUGUGCGAAGAACAGAUCGAAAUGCUGGUGAACAUGUAUGAACAGCAAUCGGUUGAGCUGAACCAGUUAAAGGAUCAAAUGAAAUCGCAAACCCGCAGGUCGGAGGACGACGAAUCGGUCGAUGGAAACAAUGAUUCGAAGGUUUCCGUUGUCGAACCGAGGUCGGUGCAGGGUGAAGGUCAAAAUCUUACAUCGCAACCGUGCCAGAGCUGCGCUGAGUACGCUCGCCAGACUCAACAGCUUGAGGAACAGAUCCAAAACCUUCAGCAGCAGCAGCAGCAGCAACAGCAGCAAGUCAUAGCUGCCUCGGCCUCAAUCUAUGAAUCCCAACAUGCAGAAACAGCUGACACAUCCGUGCUGGAACUUCAGCUCGAGGACCUUCAGCGGGAGCUCAAUGACUGCGAGGCACGUUUGAAGGAAGCCAACGAACAAUAUGCUUCCUUAAGAGAAAGUUCCUUGGCCGACUGUCAAGAGCUGGGUCGGUUGAAAUUGCAACUGGACCAAAUGGCAAGGGAGGAAGGCACCACCAGUGACGCCAGCAAAUUGACGGAGUUUGAAGAUAAAUUGAAGGCAUUGCAAGAAGAGAACGAAACGCUUCGCAAUCAGCAGACAAAAGACCAAGCAGCGGAUGGUUCUUCAAAGUGUUGUGCUGAUAAGGAAAAACAAAUCGCGGAAUUGCAGCAAACGAUAUCCCGGCUACAGUUGACAACAAGUGAGGGGCAACAAACGUUGGCCGAGUUGGAGACAGUGCGUGUCAAAAAUGUGACCUUAGAGCAACGGAUAGCAGCGCUCGAGAAGCAGCUGGAAACGGCUGACCAGCGGGCGAACGAGGUGCAGCGUGCCCUGGAUGCUCAGCUCUCGGGGCAACCGGGUGGCGACCGUUUGAGUGCCUGCUUGACCGAGCUAACGACCGAGAAGAACGAAACCAUCGAACGGUUGAAGGAAGAGUUGGAAUCCUUGCAAACGGCUAACGCUACCCUCGAGAGCGAACUUCACGCAUGCCAGAACGAGCGGCAGGAGCUUCGUAACAUGCUGGAACCAACGGGAACUGCUGACGACGCUGAAGAAGAAGCGGAAACCAUGGUGCAAGAUGCGGAACGGGCCGUACUGUUGUCACCAAAAGAGGAGCUUGCAUCACUGGUAGCUGAGAAGGAAGGUGAUGUUCCGGAACCGGAAGCGGUUGCGAGUGGUACAGUAGGUGACGAUGUUCCCGAAGCCCAGGAUGCAUGUGCAUCGGAGUUGGAAGCGUUGUUCGUGGUGAAGCAAGUCGACCAACGCUCCCGUUCACGCUCGGUGGAUCGAUGCAAGCGAGGCAAUGGCCGCGUCGUCCAUGCACUAGCCGUCAAGAUAGUGAACGAUGGCAUCGAGGUGCUGCUGGUGGCCGAACUGUAUGUGUUGCUGCGUGAAGUGUGCAGUGUCAUCGCCCACAAGAACGCCAUCCUGGGCCGGAAUGUGACGGUGCUGGCCAACAGUAUGUCCGAGUGCUGGCAGGUCAUUACCGAUGCCCGGGUCAUGAUGGACAAAGAGAUCGAACGAACGGAACCGAUGGUACCGCGUGGCGACGGAAUCGAUGUCAGAGUCACCUGUCACGCUGCUGGUGGUCAUCGGUGUCGUGCGAGCAGACAAUCCGGUGCGGUGCCACUGCACCAAACACGCUCCGCCGAGAGUGACGAGUUUAAACAGUUUCCGACCAAUUUAGAAACUCGUAGGCGUCGGUGUACCAUGAAGUGGAAGGAACUGCCGGGCGCCAAGAGGACAAAUCGGUGAAUGGGCAGC
Molecule: messenger RNA, 2677 nt
Organism: Anopheles aquasalis
Lineage: Eukaryota; Metazoa; Arthropoda; Insecta; Diptera; Culicidae
Product: interaptin-like
Source: RefSeq, a predicted model, not a curated record